AUGGAUAUCGUGGCCUUUUUGGAUGUUACACCGACCGACGCACCAUUUGGUUCUGGAACGCAGCCGUUUAGCACAACAACUGAGACUGUAACUGAAGGAAUCGCUACCUUUUCAAAAGGGUUAGACGUAAUUAACACUACAGAUGAUAUCGUAACCUCAAGCCUGCCAGCCGGACGAUCUGUUAUCUUCCUAAUCUUGUCUCCUGAUAAAAAUAAGCUCGACAUCUACAAAAAAACAAGAGUGGGCUUCGUCAGAAACAAUAGCCCUCAAAACGGCAUGCCUAUUUUCUACUUAGGCGAAAGUUCCAAGGAGCUGGCUGGAGGGUAUUUUCCUCCCGACUCUGUAACCAAGACUUUCGAGGAUUCUGGCCAGCUUGUAUUUAGAAACACGCUUUUACUAAACGGCGAAGCGGGCUUCUACUAA
This is a messenger RNA of Fusarium venenatum, 423 nucleotides long. The record is from RefSeq and is a predicted model, not a curated record. Lineage: Eukaryota; Fungi; Ascomycota; Sordariomycetes; Hypocreales; Nectriaceae.